AUGAAAUUUAAUAAUAAAGAAUUUUGGUAUUAUUUGAAAUGCUUUAUUGAUAUUGCUCUAUCGGGAAUAAUUUAUAGUUAUUCAAAAGAUUCUUUUAUAGUAUCCAUCAAUACAAUCAUAAUUCAAUUGCUCGGCAUUUUAUUAUCGCCUUACAUAGCGAAGAAAUUUGGUGGCAAAAAGAGAAAAUACAUAUAAAUUGUGAUGUUAUCUGCACAAAUGGUGCAAAUAUAUUAUUGUUGCUUUUAUUUUACAGAGAUACUGAGAUAUGGUUAUCUGCUUAUUAAAUUUUAUGAGAAACAAUUAAUAGAUGUUCUAUAGAAAUAAAUUAGUUACAUCAUCCUAAUCGCUUUGAAUGCUGUGUAAUUAUUUUUGAUGAUCUCUCACAAUGAAUUAGGAGUUACAUACAUUGCAGUAGGUUAUGCAACUAUGUUGCUCUUAAAAGAAAAACAUUUAAUUAUAAGGAAAUAGGAGAAAAUUAAAUUCGAAUAAUUAUCAAAAACAGAGAUAAAACCAAUAUAAAAUUAGAUAAGAUAAUCCUUGUUAAUUAAUAGGAUUAAUGAAUCUGUUAGUCUGAAGUGGAUGAAUAAAUUGCAAAGUUUCCCUGUGGGUAUCGUAAUAGUUAAAAAGGACAAUUUAGAAAUUUUAUUUGAAAAUGAUUAAUUGCUAUAAAUUUUUUAGGCUGAAAGAGACAUUGGCAGAUUCAUCCUUGAGAGUUUGGAAUGCACAAUAAUCCAAAAGAAAAACACCUAUUUUACUAAUCAAACAAGCAUAGUGUUAGAGAAAAAUAGUCUCCUCCAGGCUUCGGGUUCCAUCAAUCUAACUUAGCACUAAAUUUAGAACAAGACCUUCACUAUUAAACAAAUUCUAAAUCUAUUAAACUUAGGGCAAUUAGAGAAGAUUAAGUCAAAUGAUGAUCAAUUAGAAUUAUCUGCUACAUUUUGUAAGGGAAAUGAAGCAUUUUUUGAAGAGAGAAAUCUAUUAUUUAAAGUUUCAUAUGCUUAAGAUGAAAGUGAAUAUUUGAUAAUAAUUCAAGAUAUUACACUUUAAACAAAUUUCAAAAAGAUGGAAACAAAAGAACAAUUCAUUGUAAAAAUGAUUGAUUCAUUUUCACAUGAAUUAAGAACACCAUUAAAUAGUGCAGAACUAUUUUUAUAAGGAUUAAGUUAAACAAAUUAAUUACCUAUUGAAUUGAAAGAACUUUUUAUUGACCCUGCUAAGAACUCAUUAAGAUUGUAAGCAUACAUAAUAAGAGACAUCAUUGACUUCACACAAUUCAAUCAGAAGAUGAUUAAAUAUCACUUUUCAGAUUUCAAUUUCGUUGACAUCAUCCAAGAAAUAAACGAUUUAUUUAAGCUUAUAUUUUAACACAAGAAAAUAGGAUUGCAUGUUAAUGCUCAAAGGUCUAUUCCAAUUAUCAUAAAGUCUGAUUUCUAUCGAAUUAUGCAAAUCUUAGUUAAUAUUAUCUCGAAUUCAGUUAAAUUUAGUUCUUAAGGCUAAGUUGAAGUGGUGAUUCAAGGGUUUGAUGACUACGUCUUAUUCAAAGUAUAGGAUUAAGGAUAGGGUAUAGAGCCUUAACUCCUAGCAAAAAUCUAAUAAACUCUCUAAGACUUUGCUUUGAAUAGAAGUAUUUCUCAAUAGCACGAGUGGUAAGGCUUAGGACUUUUAGUAAGUCAGAUGAAUUUGAUCACUUUAGCUCCUUAAAAUAAAUCACAUCUCUAAAUUGCUUCUAAAGGAUUAAAUCAAGGUGUCGAAGUUAAAUUCAGAAUAAAGACUCAAACAUAAGUGUUCUCUUAAUAAUUAGGUUAAAUUAAAACAUUCAAAAGAGGAUCUCUAGCUACACCUAAUACAGUUCCUGAUCUUAGCGAAGGCUUGUAAGGUAUUACAUAUAGAACUAUUUUAAUAGGCCUAUUAAUCAUAGCUAAUGCUGAAUAUAAAAAUACUUCAGUUAAGAACAUACCUGUCAAGGGUCUUUCAUCCGUGGCCAAUUAUUAUGGGAAACCAUAAUAGAAUUAGAAGCUGGAAAUUUAAUGUUAAUUUGAGACGGAUGUUUAAUUUUAAGAUUCUGAUAGAUUUGAAUUGUCUCAUCAACUUAUGUAUGUAUAAUCAAAUUUCAAUCCUAAAUUCAUAACGAAUAAACAGAGUCAAAAUUCAUUAGUAUCCAGAAUGCAACAAAAGAUAGAUGAUCAAAGUUAAAUCUAAUCUAAUUUCAGUAAGGUUAAGUUCAAAUUUAAAUGUUAAUGUCAAAGAGCUCUAUCUGUGGAUGACGAUUCUUUUAAUUAGAAGGCUCUCGAAUUGAUUCUGGCACAGAUGGGAUUUGAAAUACUACUUGCUUACAAUGGUUAAUAGGCAAUUGAGAUUGUCAAAAAUGCCAAGAGAUGCAAUGAGGAUUGUUAACUCUAUGUUUUCAUUUUGAUGGAUUGCCAAAUGCCAAUUUUAGAUGGCUGGCAAACAACCAAAAGAUUGAGAAAUAUGAUGAUUGGGAAGAUCAUUCCCUUUAUUCCUAUUAUUGGAUUAACUGCUUUCAAUGGAUAAUAUGAAAUAGAAAAAUGUUUUGAUAGUGGAAUGCAAAAGGUGCUGACUAAACCAUUGAAUAUUGACGAUUUCAAACAAGCGUUGAUUCGCAUUUAUAGGUAGGUUUGA
Messenger RNA from Paramecium tetraurelia, 2640 nucleotides. RefSeq lists its product as uncharacterized. Lineage: Eukaryota; Ciliophora; Oligohymenophorea; Peniculida; Parameciidae. Gene Ontology annotation, molecular function: phosphorelay sensor kinase activity. Gene Ontology annotation, biological process: phosphorelay signal transduction system. The record is from RefSeq and is a predicted model, not a curated record. The transcript has 2 exons.